Molecule: messenger RNA, 1029 nt
Organism: Homarus americanus (American lobster)
Lineage: Eukaryota; Metazoa; Arthropoda; Malacostraca; Decapoda; Nephropidae
Product: protein SON-like
Exons: 3
Coding region: 1-1029 (342 amino acids)
Source: RefSeq, a predicted model, not a curated record
AUGAGGGAUGACUCUGUUAUUAAUGUAGAUGUUUCUGUGACUCACCAGCUCACAAGGACGCUCUGUAACACUCACCAGAACGCUCACCGGCUCACCAAGGACGCUCACCAAGGACACUCACAAUUUACCAACAACACUUACAGGACGCUCACCAGCUCACAAAGGACGCUCACCAAACGCUCACCAGUUCACCAUGACGCUCAUCAGCUCACCAAGGACACCUUACCAUUUACCAACAACACUUACCAAGGACGCUCACCAGCUCACCAGUUCACCAAGGACGCUCAUCAGCUCACCAAGGACACCACUAUUUCCCAACAACACCUUACAAAGGACGCUCACCAGCUCACCAGUUCACCAAGGACGCUCACCAGCUCACCAAGACACUUACUAUUCACCAACACCACUUCAAGGACGCUCACCAGCUCACCAGUUCACCAAGGACGCUCAUCAGCUCACCAAGGACACUCACUAUUUACCAACAACACCUUACCAAGACGCCUACCAGCCUCACCAGUUCACCAAGGACGUCACCAGCUCACCAAGGACACUCACUAUUCACCAACAACACUUACUAAGACGCUCACCAGCUCACUAAGACGCUCACCAAUAACACUCACCAGAACGCUCACCAGCUUACUAGGGACGCUCAACAGCUCAUCAAGGACGCUCACCGACUCACCAAGGACGCUCACCGACUCCACCAAGGAUGCUCACCGAUCUCACCAAGGACGCUCACCAGCUCACCAAGGACGCUCACUGACCUCACCGAGGACGCUCACCGACUCACCAAGGACGCUCACCGACUCCGCCAAGGACGCUCACCGACUCACCAAGGACGCUCACCGACUCACCAAGGACGCUCACCGACUCACCAAGGACGCUUACCGACUCACCAAGGACGCUCACCGACUCACCAAGGACGCUCACCGACUCACCAAGGACGCUCACCGACUCACCAAGGAUGCUCACCGACUCACCAAGGACGCUUACCGAUCGCCACCAAGGACGCUCACCGACUCACCAUGA